Bursaphelenchus xylophilus (pine wood nematode) is the source of this 2737-nucleotide messenger RNA. NCBI's taxonomy places the organism in Eukaryota, Metazoa, Nematoda, Chromadorea, Rhabditida, Aphelenchoididae. The record is from the annotation of a GenBank genome assembly.
AUGUCGGGACCAUUACUGGUCGACUCUUUGGAGGAGACCAUGUGUGAAUUUUGGAGAAUGUCAAAUAACCUUAUUCUAUUUCAGAGGCGGCGACCUUCGGCGACAUCAGAAGGCCGGCGCGAAAUCAAACUCUCAAACUUUGUGUUUCUACCUCCACAAGAUCCACCAAAGCAUUAUUUCUCUGAUUCACGGGUUCCUCAGAUCCUCGCAGCAUAUAAAACUACGGGUACCUCUGGAAACAUCUAUCUUCGGUGAGGGUUUUAUUCAUCAAAACACGCCGGCUUCCCCUACUUUACAUUGAAUUUUUUUUAUAGGAAUGAAUCAUUCAAAUGGAGUAUCCACCGGUUGGAUAGUCGACAACAGAGUGAGAUCGGCUUCUCAUGCUGGGUCCUGGUAUUCUGGGGAUGCCGGUGAUCUAAACAAUCAGCUCGAGAACUGGCUAAAGCAAGUAAAGAAGUCCCCUGGAAUUGUGAAGGCUAUUAUAUCACCGUAAGUUGAAAUUCAUCUUAUACUUUUGUCGAUUUAGACAUGCAGGAUAUUCCUAUUGCGGUGAAACAGCGGCUUACGCCUUCAAGCAGAUUACUCCCAAUAAAGUGUAAGCGUCUAAAAAUUAUUUUUUUUGAGUUUAGUAAUCAUCCUUUUAUAAACAAGUUAUUCGUUGCUGUUUCAGAAAACGAGUAUUUGUUUUGGGUCCUUCACAUGUCGUCUUCUUGAACGGGUGCGCUCUUACGACCUGUGCCAAGUACCGCACUCCUCUCGGAGAUCUUGUUGUCGAUCAGAAAAUCAACGCCGAGUUGGUGGCCACCGAAGCAUUUGAGCCGAUGAGUGUGAGAAAUGAAGAAGCUGAACACUCUAUAGAGAUGCAGAUGCCGUUCUUGGCCAAGGUCCUGGGUCACUCCAAUUUCACGAUCAUCCCAGUGUUAGUGGGCUCGUUAUCUCAAUCCAAACAACAUCAGUAUGGGAAGAUCUUUGCCAAAUAUCUCGCCGAUCCCGACAACUUCUUCGUAAUCUCUUCUGACUUUUGUCAUUGGGGCCAACGCUUCCAUUACACCCCUCAUUCGAAUCACUCCAGCAAAUCAAUUCACGAACAAAUAUCGGACCUCGACCAUAGAGUAAGGGCAAUAAGGCUGAGCUCAAUAAAUAUGUCUUUUGCAGGGUAUGACCGCCAUUACCUCUCUGAAUCCGCCCGUGUUCAACGAUUAUCUGAAGGAGACGCAGAACACAAUAUGUGGCCGAAAUCCAAUCUCGGUGAUGCUCCAAGCGGCCGAAUAUUUCCGGCAAAUGAAUAAUCACACAGCGGAAUUCAAAUUCCUCCGUUAUUCUCAGUCGAACAGCGUGAGUUUGUGGUCUGUGGUGACAAUUAUGAGAUAAGAGACCAUGAUAUUAUGGCAUCAUCUGUACUGAGUACAGGGUGUCCUAAAAAUUCUGGAUGUUUUAAAGCUCUGAAUACCUUCGCCCAAAGUGAAGCUGGAAAUAUAAUUUUGACGUGGUUUUGUGCAGCUUAUACUAGUCCUUCCGGAAAGUCGCCGGACGGAAAUCGGCGACAUGCACUCCGCGAAAACGAAAGUUCACUUUGCACUGUGCAAUUUUUGGCUUUUUGCACAGUGCAAUAGGCUUUUUGGGGCUGUCGCUCGCACCCUGACUUUUUUCGUACAGUGCAAACGUCAAAAAUCAGUCCGGCGACUUUCCGGAAGGACUAGUAUGCCGGGUUUAGAUGCAAGCAGUGUUUUCAUCAAAGCUUAUAUCGGAGUGAUGGCAAACCCGCCAUUUUUAGCGCCUACAAUUUUAAGAAAUUCAAAUCGCGUGAGGCAUCUAUAGGAACAUUUUUUUAAAACACAGAUAUUCCAAGUUUUUUCUUCCCAUAACUCAUGGAAUACUGAGUUGUUGCAAAUAAAAAUAUUAUAAGAUUGCCAUAACCCUCGGACAACCGUGUCUUCGGUUCGCAAAUUUUGAUCGACUGAGGAAGUUCUGGUAAACCGAAAAUCCGUUUAAUCACCGGAAGAUCAAAUCGCAAUUUUGAAAGAAUAGGAAUGAAAUUGGGACUUCUUUUACAGAGUAGCAAUUUAAAACUUUCUAAUACUAACUACAGAAAUUCCUGUCUCAAAUGAAAGAUUGCGGAGGUUAUGAGUUGAGCUGUUUGCCCCCGGGGAGUACCACUUUACCAAAGAGUACGCACGUCAAUCCAAAAUAGAAGAAAAAAUUUCCCGCCCCUUUUUUGGUGAUUCGUUCAAAAUCCGAUAAAACGCAUUUUCUUAUCUUUCUUCUUCCUUUUCGAGAAAAAAACAAUUAUUUCGGGCGAGAAAAAGUGCCGAUAAUUUCGCGACAUUUCGUCUCUCUUUUAAACCAAUGAAAACGGUACGAAGUUUCGAAACGGUUCAGGAAAUGCGCUGGAUUGACGUGGUACGUCUUUGCCGAAGAAUACCCGAAAAGGGAAGAGUAUUCCUUUUGGAUGCCACCUAUGGACAUCUAGCGUCAAGUAGUUCCGGAAACACCUACACUAUGUUUAUGUACGCGAUAUAAGCAUUUCCGCUGCCGCUAAAAAAGACGUUGGCUAGAAAAGGUGAAAAAAUCGCUACAAAAUUUAUACUCCUAGCUUCAUCUUGAAUGAAUUUAUUCAAUGUUUAAAAAUUCUCAAAUUCUUGGUACACCCUGUAUAAUAUUUCGAUUUCAGUGCCGUUCCUUAAGUGAUUCAUCGGUUUCGUACGCUGCAGGGGCCUUAUUCAUUCAGCCCAAAUGA